AUGCCUCAAGCACCACAACCACAGUCUCAACCCCAACCACAACAUCCAGUUUCUCCCACAGUCACCAGAAAACCCAGAUCAUCAACACCUAAACCAUCAAAGUCUACAAAAUCUGAUGCCCCUUCUACUAAGCAGACCAGAACCUCUGUUGCUACACAAGUUCUGAAGACAAAGUCUGAUAAACCAGUAAACUCUGAUGCUAAAAGAAGGAGACUGGUUGCAGCCUAUGAUUAUGAUGAUCUUGAACCUGCACAUGCAACAAACUCUGAACCUUCCCAGGCCAGUCCUCAAACAAAGACACCAAGAUUCAAAAGAAGAGCAAACAAGCCUAAGAGGCCAAAGGUACCCAUCACAGAGAUCACAGAUUUUACAGUUGAGGAAGAGCAAGUACCAUCCACUACAACUCCUAAUGAUCUAUCUCAAGCUCUGCUGGUGCAUCCUCUACAAGCUGUUCCACUAUCAACCGCUACAGCAUCUUCUACUUCAUCUGAAGUAGAUGAGGAAAUUGUAUGCAAGGACCAAACUACAGCUGAAGCUGAGACUACAAUGUCUGAUCCUCAAAUUCCAACAUCUGAUCAUGGACCAUCCACUCCAAUUCCUCAUUCUCCAAUGAAAAUUCCUGAGGGAGCCAUUGUUCAUGAUACAGCUCCAGGAAACUACAAGUCAGAUGUUGUAGUUGAGGAAUCUGAUAAGGUAGCAUUGGAAGCACUGGAGUCCCUUGCUAAGGCUGGUGAAGAGCCUAGCAAAUCAAAAGCUGAUGAUCAAGAAAAAUCUGUUCAAGAUCCUAGGAAAGCUGAGCUGAAGAAAGAACAUGUUGAAGCUAUAAACUCUGGAAAGAUCCAAAGCCGGCAAAAUCAACUACCCAAGCCAAAAGAAAAGGGGAUAUUGAUCAAGAAAGUUUCCCUUUGA
Daucus carota subsp. sativus is the source of this 909-nucleotide messenger RNA. RefSeq lists its product as uncharacterized. Bases 1 to 909 code for a protein of 302 amino acids. The transcript has 3 exons. The record is from RefSeq and is a predicted model, not a curated record. Lineage: Eukaryota; Viridiplantae; Streptophyta; Magnoliopsida; Apiales; Apiaceae.